AUAAUCUCAGCCAGGCGUCUGCAGCUGUGCUUCAUUAUUCUGCUGCUGGUGCGGAACUUACAGGCGGACUGCAGGUUCCUUCCCAGAGGGUAGUGGGCCUUGCAGAUGGUCACCUGGUGGUGGGACUCGCCGACAGCCAGCACUGCUUGUAGCAACGCACAGACGCACACUGCCAAGAGAGACCGCCUGGCAUGAAUAGCAGCUAAACAUUAAAAUGGGGAACACCAAUGCUGCAGGAGGGUGCUGUGUAUCACGGGCUUCUGAAAUGGGUAUCGAUCAUGCUGAGUUUGAGAAGGCCGGAAAGCAGCCAGGACUUCAGGUCUGGAGGGUGGAGAAGUUCGACCUUGUGGCAGUUCCUCAAAAUCAGUACGGUUCAUUCUUCACUGGUGACGCUUACCUUGUCCUGAACACCAUCAAGCAGCGCUCCGGGAAUCUGCAAUACGACCUGCAUUACUGGCUGGGUGAUGAAUGUACUCAGGAUGAGAGCGGAGCUGCUGCUAUUUUCACGGUACAGAUGGACGACCAUCUUGGUGGAAAGCCCAUCCAAAACCGUGAGGUUCAAGGAUAUGAGUCCUCUGUGUUCUCGGGAUACUUCAAGUCUGGCAUCAAGUACAAGGCUGGCGGAGUUGCCUCUGGCUUUACGCACGUAGUUCCAAAUGACGUAGAUAUCAAAAGGCUUCUACAUGUCAAAGGCCGGCGCCUGGCGAGGGCCACAGAGGUGGCAGUGGGCUGGGAAAGCUUCAAUCAAGGUGACUGCUUUAUUCUUGAUCUGGGUGGUGAGAUCUAUCAGUGGUGCGGAUCAAAGUCAAACAGGUUUGAGAAGCUGAAAGCAACAACUAUCGCCAAAGAUAUUCGGGAUAAUGAAAGACAUGGACGCGCCAAGGUGUAUGUAAUGGAGGAAGGCAUGGAGCGAGAGAAAAUGAUAGAGGUUCUGGGAGAGAAGCCAGACUUGCCAGAAGGACCCUCUGAUGACAUUAAAGCCGAUGCGUCCAAUAGGAAGCUUGCUAAGCUGUAUAAGGUGUUCCAUGAAGGAGGAAAUGCUGAUGUGGUUUCCAACAGCGAUGGAUCCAUGUCAGUGUCUCUUGUGGCAGAUGAGAACCCGUUUACACAGUCUGCGCUGAAUUCAGACGACUGCUUUAUUUUAGAUCAUGGCUCUGAUGGAAAAAUAUUUAUAUGGAAAGGUAAAAAUGCCAACCUAGAAGAGAAGAAGGUGGCUUUAAAAACUGCCACUGAGUUCAUAUCAAAAAUGGGAUAUCCAAAACAAACCCAGAUUCAAGUUCUCCCAGAAAGUGGGGAGACUCCUUUGUUUAAGCAAUUCUUUAAGAACUGGCGGGACAAGGAGCAGACUGAAGGUUUGGGCUUGGCUUAUAUAUCCAAUCACAUUGCUAAGAUUGACAAUGUGCCUUUUGAUGUCAGCUCUCUGCACGAGUCCUCAGCAAUGGCUGCGCAGCAUGGUAUGGUAGAUAAUGGUACCGGCAAAAAACAGAUCUGGCGCAUUGAAGGAUCUGAGAAAGUGCCUGUGGCUGAGUCCCAAUACGGCCAGUUCUAUGGGGGAGACAGUUACAUCAUUUUAUACAAUUACAGUCAUGGUGGGAAACGAGGGCAGAUUAUUUAUACUUGGCAAGGAGCUGAUUCUACUAAAGAUGAAAUCACGGUGUCUGCGUUCCUGAGUGCGCAGCUGGAUGAGGAACUUGGAGGAAGUCCAGUGCAGAGCUUAAGUGGGGGGCUGCGAUCUCAGGUUCGAGUUGUGCAGGGUAAAGAACCAGCGCACUUACUAAGUCUGUUUGGUGGGAAACCAUUAGUUGUCUACAACGGUGGAACGUCAAGAGAAGGAGGUCAGACAGACGCGGCAGACGCACGUUUGUUCCAGGUCCGGGCUUCAUCUUCUGGCUUCACCAGAGCAGUAGAGUUGGAGGCCACUGCAAACAACCUGAACUCCAAUGAUGCAUUUGUGCUGAAGACUCCCACAGCGGCGUAUCUCUGGUUCGGACAAGGGUCUAGUGAUGCUGAGAAACGGGGAGCUAAUGACUUAUUAAACAUCCUGGGGAUUUCCGCUUCACAAAUUGCAGAAGGAGGUGAAACCGAUGAUUUCUGGGAAGCGCUGGGUGGAAAAGCUGCGUAUCGCACCUCUGCAAGACUGAAGAACAGACUGAACGCUCACCCUCCUCGUCUCUUUGCUUGCUCCAAUAAGACCGGGCGCUUCAUUAUUGAGGAAGUCCCAGGAGAAAUCACUCAGGAUGACCUAGCAACAGAUGAUGUCAUGCUCCUAGACACCUGGGACCAGCUUUUUGUCUGGAUUGGAAAUGAAGCCCAAGAUGAAGAAAAGAAAGAAGCUGUAGCUUCAGCUUCCAAGUAUAUUGCAAGUGACCCGGCCAACAGAGACAAGAGAACGCCAAUUGCAGUCAUCAAGCAAGGAUUUGAGCCGCCCACCUUCACAGGAUGGUUCCUUCCCUGGGAUGCCGAUUACUGGGCUGUUGACCCAUUGGAGAAAGCAUUGGCUGAACUCCGUCUGUGACCUCCCAGUAGCUUGCUUCUAGCAAACCUUGUGCCUUUGUCCUCUAUGGAAACCACUUUAUCCGCAAGAGACGUUUACUAGUGCACUAGCCAUGCAAUAACCAAGAAUUUAUACCACUUAUACUUUUGAAUAUUUAAAUUAAAAUAAAGCUUGAACAAA
Bombina bombina (fire-bellied toad) is the source of this 2674-nucleotide messenger RNA. RefSeq names its product gelsolin (gene GSN). The coding region runs from base 215 to 2515 and encodes 766 amino acids. Lineage: Eukaryota; Metazoa; Chordata; Amphibia; Anura; Bombinatoridae. The record is from RefSeq and is a predicted model, not a curated record. Gene Ontology annotation, molecular function: phosphatidylinositol-4,5-bisphosphate binding; actin filament binding. The transcript has 20 exons. Gene Ontology annotation, biological process: actin filament severing; barbed-end actin filament capping; actin polymerization or depolymerization. Gene Ontology annotation, cellular component: cytoplasm; actin cytoskeleton.